AGCUAACACGUUCGUGUACGGAGGAACACUACAAAAUGGCGUACAAGAAGCACACCGAUCCAUGCUUUUGAAUGUCAUGCGAGUGCCAGACGGACGUACCCCAUUUCUAAUGCUGGACGUUGCCGAGAACGCAGAACGUGCUGCAAGCCGCUCGUACUACAACGAUGCCGAAGCACAAGUCUGUCAAGCCAUCGUCGAGCGUCUAAGAGCUUGCCACAUUCAGCCGGAUUCCAUGUGCAUACUAACGUUUUACAAAAAACAACUUCGUCGUCUCUCAACGUUCGCCCAACAAACCCACGUGGAAGUCGCCACCGUCGACUCAAUUCAGGGUCGCGAGAAAGAUAUUGUCAUCCUCCUUACAACUCGUACUGAUAUUGACCCUGACUCCACCGAAUUCCUGGACGACCGCAAACGUUUGAACGUUGCACUAACCCGCGCACGUCAUGGCUUGCUCCUCCUGGGGCAUGUGGCAUCCCUUGCAAAGAUCAACUCGUGGACAACGAUCAUCCAAUGGGCCAACAGCAGACGGUCUGUCAUUCAAGCUGCGCAGCUCAGCACAUAUCUUCCACCUUCAUAAUGGGCGUGGUCGACGAGAAGCAAAGCUGAAGGAAAGGAGAUUCAUUGAUGAGGCCUUUCAGCCACCGAGCGGCUGAUGCCGCCUAAACCCCGAACUACCUGCACCAUCUAUUCAACC
Molecule: messenger RNA, 694 nt
Organism: Cylicocyclus nassatus
Lineage: Eukaryota; Metazoa; Nematoda; Chromadorea; Rhabditida; Strongylidae
Source: the annotation of a GenBank genome assembly